Messenger RNA from Dibothriocephalus latus, 1060 nucleotides. Lineage: Eukaryota; Metazoa; Platyhelminthes; Cestoda; Diphyllobothriidea; Diphyllobothriidae. The record is from the annotation of a GenBank genome assembly.
CUUAGUGUAUGCUUUCUUCGUCGCCGUCCUCCUCCUCCUCCUCCUCCUCCUCCUCCUCAUCAUCAUCAUCAACAGCAGCAUCUUUAGCAACAGAAACGAGCUGCUUGCCCAACUGCGCGGUCUGCCAAAUCCAAUGCAGACUACGGAUGUCGCAGCCCUUGUGGAGUUGACUCUGGUUUACGCGCGCAAUACACCAAGCUCCUUUUUCAACAACUAUCUGCCUUUGGUGUUCGGCUCGCCACCGGAUCUUAACAACGAGGAUCGUCGUCUGCUCACCGAUGCGCUCAGUCUACUUAUCUCGGUUGAGGAAAUUCUUGACGCUCAGGCAAUGCGUUUUGCCUCCGAUGUGGAUGAACUAUCUUCCGCUGCUACCUCCUCAGGGGUCCGCUUCCUACUGGUUGACUGUCGACCUGCGGAUCAGUAUAACGCUGGACACCUGGCCACUGCUUUCUACCUUGAUACCGAGCUCAUGCUUUCCAAUCCGCCGGAAUUUACGACUAUUGUGAAGGCUCUUCUACAGUCUCAGCAGAGAGGUAUCGCUUCGGGUUCCAAAGCUGCUGGCGAACAUAUUGUUUUCAUGGGCAGCGGACGAGCAGCAGAGGACCGGAUCGCGAACAUGGUUGUCGCACACUUCCUCCGCUUGGGGACGCCCUACAUCAGCCUUCAGUUCUCUAAUGUACCUCUGGUUGCUGUAAAUCUGGAGCAUAGUAAUCCUGGCGAGGCUGUCGACUUUCAAGCUUGCAAACAGAUGCCUGAGGUGAAGAAGUACUUCGAGUGUCGUCUUCUGGAUGCCACCAGCCAGCUUUCGGACAAUGGUCUCAUCCUCCUCCUUGAACGCCAAUUUAUAGUGAUUCAGGAGAGGCGCCAGGUUCUGGCGGACACGAUCGCCACCCUCAACCACCUCAGAGUACCCGAACUUAUUACCUUUCACUUUUCUCGAACUGAUGACCUUCUGUCAGAUUCGCUGGGGUUCGUUCGGGUUUACAUACACAAAGCUGGCGACGCUGUCAAGGCCAUCAAAUUGGCCGUCUUCAACGUUGAAGGUGAAGGUGCCCUGUGA